Molecule: messenger RNA, 861 nt
Organism: Dovyalis caffra
Lineage: Eukaryota; Viridiplantae; Streptophyta; Magnoliopsida; Malpighiales; Salicaceae
Source: the annotation of a GenBank genome assembly
AUGCAUCAACUUCUGCUCACACGGCCAAUCGCAAUCUUUUCAUUAGCCCUCCUCUUGAGCACCACUAUAUUCUUCAUACCGGUUUUUUUGCACCCUAAAAACCCUUAUUCUUCUUCUUCUUCUCCUUCUCAAGAGCAGCAAUCAAUGGCUGCUGCUCGUAGCUUUGUACUAUGGCUUCAUGGAUUGGGUGACUCAGGCCCUGCCAAUGAGCCCAUCAAGACUCUCUUUACUGCUCCUGAAUUUCGUACCACCAAAUGGUCUUUCCCUUCUGCUCCUAUUUCCCCUGUCUCCUGCAACUACAAGUCAGCCGUUGUUGUGGAUGUAGUUGAGGAUGGCUGUUGCAUUGUUUGUCGAAAUGGUAUGACGGAUUAUGGAGGAGAACUAUAUGGUGCUAAAAUGCCAUCAUGGUUUGACAUCCAUGAGAUUCCUGUUACAGCUGAUUCUCCAAAAGAUGAAAGCGGUUUGUUGAAAGCUGUUCGGCAUGUGCAUACAAUGAUAGACAAGGAAAUAGCUGCUGGGAUAAAUCCUGAGAAUAUAUUUGUAUGUGGGUUUAGCCAAGGAGGUGCCUUGACCUUGAGUAGUGUUCUGCUGUAUCCAAAAACUCUAGGAGGUGGCGCGGUAUUCAGUGGAUGGGUUCCCUUUAAUUCUUCUAUCAUGGAACAGAUUUCACCAGAUGCAAAGAGGACACCUAUUCUGUGGUUGCACGGAAUGGCCGAUCCAACAGUAUUGUUUGAAGCUGGACAAGCUGGCCCCCUUUCCUUGAACAAGCUGGCUUAUCCUGGUCUUGGUCAUUCAAUAAACAACAAGGAGUUGCAAUACCUGGAAUCAUGGAUCAAGACUCGUCUGCCAAGUUCUUCAUAG